Molecule: messenger RNA, 492 nt
Organism: Lutzomyia longipalpis
Lineage: Eukaryota; Metazoa; Arthropoda; Insecta; Diptera; Psychodidae
Product: juvenile hormone acid O-methyltransferase-like
Exons: 2
Coding region: 13-492 (159 amino acids)
Source: RefSeq, a predicted model, not a curated record
GUGUUGGGGAAAAUGAGUCGAAUUUGGACGGAGGUUGGGCUACUCAAUAAAUUCAAUCGUAUUCGGGAAUCACAUCUGGUGACUUUGUUCCCAAAGUACGAGGCUUUGCUCAAGUGGCGAUCGAAUGAGUCUGUUCUCGAUAUUGGAUGUGGAAGUGGAGAUUUAUCCAAGAAAUUCAUCUACCCCCUCUUGCCCAAUGACUACAAGCAGUUGGUUUGUGUGGACAAAUCCACGGAGAUGCUUCAGAGCGCCAGGAAGCUUUUUGAGGGAAAUCCUCGAGUUUCCUUUGAGGAAAUGGACAUAACUGAAGAUCUGGCCACAGAGCAGAAGAAUAAGUUUGAUCACAUCUUCUCCAUUUGGUGCCUAAUGUGGGUAGCUAAUCAAACAAAGGCUUUCCGGAAUAUCUAUGAUCUUCUAGCACCUGGUGGAGGGACCUUUCAUAUUUUUGUUCAAGGGCACAUUUUUCUUAAAACAAUUCGUCAACUAAAGUGA